UCCUAUGGCCCAGGGUGUCGCACCGCUACACCAUCAUUAUCAUUAUCACCGCCAUCGGUUAUUUCGCAAGUGAAGUGCCAGCGAGAAUAAUUUAAAAUUUUAAAUAAAAUACUAUCUGCGCUAAAUGUCAUUUCAUACACUUACAUUAUAAAUCAUUGUCUUUAUUUUUUUAUCAUUUUGUUUUAACUGUAUUAUGUAUUUUUUUUUCAUUUAUUUUUUGCCGUACCCGUUCUCGUAUCUCGGUUUACUAAACACAUGAAUACUCUGGGCUUUAUAUAGUAACUCAGCUCUAUACUUGAAUACUAUACACAACAGAAUAGAAUUGGAUACGACUAUUCUCGGGCUUUAUGGUAUGGAAACACACAAGUGGAUGAUACAUAGACAGUCUUGGUGUUGACCUCACUGCUAAUUUUUAAAAAAAUUUUAAAUCUUAAACACGAUGGAUCCCACGGACAUGGAUGCUGAGUUCGAAACACCAUCCAAGUGUUUGAUAUUACUUUGUUUAAUAUGGAAGUUUUUUAAAUGUAUAUUUUCACAUGUGACACUUGUAUCACUUGUCGUAGCUUAUUGCGUUCUCGGUGCUUAUGCAUUUGAAAGACUCGAGUCUGGAUAUGAAAAAGACGUGAAGCGUAGCAUAAAAGACAUCCGUGGUAAUGUCACUGAAAAGUUAUGGAUAAUGACACAAUCGGCGGAGAUACUUAUUCGUAAAAAUUGGACGGAUGAUGUAGUAGAGAAAUUGCGGGCUUUCGAAACGGAUCUUUUGAAGAAAAUGAAAAAAGACGGCUGGGAUGGAAGCGAAGAAGAGGAUGAAAUACAGUGGACUUUUGCUGGUGCUCUAUUUUACUCAAUCAUUGUUAUCACAACGAUAGGGUACGGUCACAUUUCUCCAAAGACUCCAAACGGCAAGGUCGUAACUAUUUUCUAUGCUAUACUUGGCAUACCCCUGAUGUUACUGUGCCUAUCUAAUAUUGGGGAUGUCAUGGCCUCGAGCUUCAGAUUUCUUUACUGGAAAAUUUGUUGCUAUGUUUGCACACGACCGCCUAAGCCACGGCGUGUACGGAACAGCCACUUAGCUCGAGGAUAUAGCCUUCGUCAGGGAUCUGGUCGACCUGGAUCAAGACCGGCUUCAUUACGUAGGUCCGUUAGGGCAAGUCAUAGAUCGACAGACUCGGUUCUUGGUCAUUCAGGAAGUAUGGCCCGAUCAACCCACUCUGAGGCACUCGCUGCUGGAGAGUCUCAUCGAUUCAAUCCUCCGCGUCGUUACGACGUCGAUGGCAACUUUAAUGACUUUACAAAGCGAUCCACUCUGCCGGGCAGUGCCUCACCUCGUCAUCUGCAGUCAAUUAGUCCCAUGAGACACGCGUAUGACGUACCGGGCACCUCGACAGCACCGAGAAUCCUCAGUAGCAACAGUAGGAGAGCCCGCAGUGGGACAGCGACCUCGCACACUCCCGGGACAACCCAGUCGCUUGAUAGACGAUUGCUCUUUGCUCCAAAUGAUAUUGAUGAUCGUACACCAGUGCUUUUCAACAAGUAUGCCCUAGAUGAGCCGUCAUGCUUACCAAGACAUCAUCCAGAAACUGAUAAUCAAAAUACUGGCCUCUACGAUGACGUUCAUCCAUCACGCCCGAGUAUCGCGACGAAAAGCAGACUCAAACCAGAUAACGUGGUCUCGUCCACAUUGCCUCGUGUCGAGCGAUCUGUGAUAACGCCACGCAGAUGUUACUCGGUGGAUCCUUCCGCAGUUGCCAGUGAGCCGAGUCCAUAUCUCGAGGUCUCACGACCUAGAAGAAUUCCCAGCGGUGGAAUACGACGUCCCCGUAGCAAUCUUAGUUCUACUUCCCGCACACCCAGAAGAGAGGCACCAUCGCCGCGUAUCAUGUCCCCCAUGGGCUUUGCCGUCCAUCGUCAAGUUUAUGCCGACGAUAUUGAAUAUGACGAGUAUUUGAUGCCUGCUGAAGAUCAAACAAUAAAACCCGUUCCAAUUUGGCUCUGCGUAUUUCUGGUCGUUAGUUACAUAUUAGGCGGUGCUGUUUUAUUUAACGAGUGGGAAAGCUGGAUCUUUCUUGACUCGGCAUAUUUCUGUUUCAUUACUCUUACAACCAUAGGGUUUGGUGAUUUCGUGCCGGCUCACAAACUUAAUGCACAUCAGGGAAUUGCACUCUGCUCGCUCUACCUCCUCUUCGGUAUCGCCCUACUUGCAAUGAGUUUUAAUUUGGUUCAGGAAGAAGUAAUUACAAAUGUUAAGAGCGUCGCUAAACGGCUGGGUAUCAUAAAGGAGGAUGAAGAUGACGACGAAGAUGACAUCGAUGACAACGACGUUGACGUAAUUAACGACGAAUAUGAAGAUGGAAAUUACGACUGCGAGUACGCUGAAUAUCCAGGCAACCAUCGCGGUUACAGUUACGGUCAUCAUGAUCUCGAGAUGUCAUAAAAUAAAAUAUUUGAUAAUUAUAAAUUUAUACUUAGAUAUUAAAUUAAUUAAAAACUUCCGAUUGUGUGGCAACACGAAGCUCAAUACAAUAUUGUAAUUUAUUGAAAUACUGUUUUGAAAGUUACCAGUAUAACUUUUUACACGCCU
Microplitis demolitor is the source of this 2581-nucleotide messenger RNA. RefSeq lists its product as uncharacterized. Gene Ontology annotation, cellular component: membrane. The coding region runs from base 440 to 2434 and encodes 664 amino acids. Lineage: Eukaryota; Metazoa; Arthropoda; Insecta; Hymenoptera; Braconidae. The record is from RefSeq and is a predicted model, not a curated record. Gene Ontology annotation, molecular function: potassium ion leak channel activity. Gene Ontology annotation, biological process: stabilization of membrane potential; potassium ion transmembrane transport. The transcript is spliced from 8 exons.